This is a messenger RNA of Pipra filicauda (Wire-tailed manakin), 6111 nucleotides long. RefSeq names its product short transient receptor potential channel 4-like. The record is from RefSeq and is a predicted model, not a curated record. The coding region runs from base 114 to 1781 and encodes 555 amino acids. NCBI's taxonomy places the organism in Eukaryota, Metazoa, Chordata, Aves, Passeriformes, Pipridae. Gene Ontology annotation, cellular component: cation channel complex; membrane. Gene Ontology annotation, molecular function: store-operated calcium channel activity; inositol 1,4,5 trisphosphate binding. Gene Ontology annotation, biological process: manganese ion transport; regulation of cytosolic calcium ion concentration; calcium ion transmembrane transport. The transcript has 8 exons.
GCUGUUGCUUGCCUCUCAGCACAUCGACAGGUCAGACCUGAGCAUGCAGGGACCGCCACCAACCAUCGUCGAGUGGAUGAUAUUACCGUUUUAUCUGGGGUGAAAUUAAACAGAUGUGGGAUGGCGGACUACAGGACUACAUUCAUGAUUGGUGGAACCUCAUGGAUUUUGUAAUGAACUCCUUGUACUUAGCAACAAUCUCUUUGAAAAUUGUUGCAUUUUCAAAGUAUAGUGGGUUAGUUCCACGGGAGAGCUGGGACAUGUGGCAUCCAACCCUGGUGGCUGAGGCCCUGUUUGCAAUCGCAAACAUCUUUAGCUCCCUGCGCUUGAUCUCAUUAUUCACUGCAAAUUCUCACCUGGGACCUCUGCAGAUAUCUCUAGGAAGAAUGUUGCUGGACAUUUUGAAGUUUCUCUUCAUAUACUGCCUUGUGCUGCUAGCUUUUGCAAAUGGAUUGAACCAGCUGUACUUUUACUAUGAGACAAAUGAACCUGGCAACUGCAAAGGAAUACGAUGUGAAAAGCAGAAUAAUGCAUUUUCAACAUUAUUUGAAACGCUGCAGUCAUUAUUCUGGUCUAUAUUUGGACUCAUCAAUCUCUAUGUGACCAAUGUGAAAGCAAGGCAUGAAUUUACUGAAUUUGUUGGGGCCACCAUGUUUGGUACCUAUAAUGUAAUAUCUCUGGUUGUUCUACUCAACAUGCUAAUAGCCAUGAUGAAUAAUUCUUACCAACUUAUUGCUGAUCAUGCAGACAUUGAGUGGAAGUUUGCUCGAACAAAGCUCUGGAUGAGUUACUUUGAAGAAGGAGGAACUCUGCCCACUCCUUUUAAUGUCAUACCAAGCCCAAAGUCUCUGUGGUAUCUGAUCAAAUGGUUAUGGAGACACCUUUGCAAGAAAAAAAUUAGAAGAAAGCCUGAAAGUUUUGGAACAAUUGGGAGACGUGCAGCUGACAAUUUGAGAAGACAUCAUCAAUACCAGGAAGUUAUGAGAAAUCUGGUUAAGAGGUAUGUUGCAGCAAUGAUAAGAGAUGCCAAAACUGAAGAAGGAUUGACAGAAGAAAAUUUUAAGGAGUUAAAACAAGAUAUUUCCAGCUUUCGCUUUGAAGUCCUGGGUUUGUUGAAAGGAAGCAAGCUGUCUAAUUUGCAGACUGCAAAGAUGAACAAAGACACUGCCUCUCUGUCAGAAAAUGAAGAAAAUAGCGAGAGUGAAGGAAACAAGAAAGGAAAGAAAAAACCCUUCAGCCUUUUUGACAUAACAACGAUGAUUCACCCACGAUCAGCCAAUAUUGCCUCUGAAGGGCAUAAUGUAAGCAAUGGCUCAGCAAUGAUGGUGUCAGAGUCCACUCAGGAGAAACAAAAGCGUGUGAAUUUUGUAACAGACAUAAAAAAUUUUGGGUUGUUUCACAGACGAUCAAAAACAAACUCUGUGGAGCAGAGUACAAAUAAAAUAUACACUGUUUCUGAAGAGGUUUCCCGUCAACAGGCAGAAGAACAAUGUGAGAAAACUGAUGAACUGGAACAGGGAGAGUUGACCAUGAACUGUGAAUUAAAUAUCCAAAAUCCUGACAAAAAAUGUGUGUUAGCUGAUUCACAAAAUAACAGCAACUCUUUGGAUUCACAGGAAGAGGGAAGUAUUUGUAUUUUAGAAACAGAGAAAAUGGAGUUACAGAACUCAGAACCUGCCACACCGCAGGAUCAGCUGGACAAGGCAUUAGAUAUUAGCAUUGACUCUGCUGGAAAACAGGAAACAAUUAUUCAGGGUGACUAUGUGAUAACAAGGUUGUGAUGCUUACAGGAGGAAGCAUUUACAAAUAUAUAUAUUUUGCAUAGUGCUUUUGGGGAGGGGGGAAUGUUUUAAGAAUUAUAUUAGCAAAUGCAGAAUUACACUUUAUAGUACUCAACUGUGGCACUUGAUCUUGUAACAUAAUAGUCAAAAGAAAGAUAAUAUGAGGACCUUCUGUUUUGUAGCCUGCUUUAGCUUUCACGAUUUGUUUUACAUUUUUUAAUAAAUGGAAGCAUCUUGUAUUCUUGUACCGUUGCAAUAACCCACAGAAACUUUUUAGCUAUCUUUUUCAAUUACAACAAAUGCAAUUUCUCUCAUAUGAUAGUUGACUCCUAUGAUAAAUAUUUUUCUAUGCAAAUAAAAAGUAGCUUAAGAGACUUGUAAGCCUUUAUUUAACUUUGUAGGUUCUUAAAAUAUUCUGGGCAUCAUAACAAUCAUACGUGGCUCCUGUCAGCAUAAUUCAUGUCAAGCUAUUAGAAUCUUUUAUUUAAAUUGCUAGAAAUUUAAUUUGUUUCAAAAGCUAUACAGAAUCAAAAGAUAAAUUAUAUUCUUUUAUUUAUUGAAGGAACAUGAAUACCUGUAAAUUAUGAAAGAUUGGUCUAUUUGAUUAUUUAAUUACAGCUUCUCCCUCACAGCAACAGGAGUAUCACUGUCCUGAUACCAUUGCUAGAAAUGCAUUUGCAGGGUUUGAAGACUGUGAAAAGUGUUUCUUGUAGGAAAAAAAUAUCUGUGGUUUGCUAAAAACUGAUGAUGGAUUACUCCCCAGGAAUCCAUAAUCACCACAGUUAUUGCUUCUUCAAUGAUUAAUUUUUCCUAACAUGAACAACCUAUGCACUUUAAUAUUCAGCUGCUUAUUAGCUUUUGCCUUUACAAUACACUUGCAUUUGCUAAGAGAAAGAUACUUCAGGACUAAGCAAGCAUACAAUGAUCCCCUGAGUACCUGGAAAAAUAUGGCAAUUUUUUGAGAAGUUUUAAAAGGCAAGCCUUAAGAGAGUUUCUUUGACAAUUUCAGAAUUUAGGGGAACCUGAUUGGAUGUUUUAUAAAAAAUACCUAAAUGUAUAAAGAAAACCUGAUAGUAUUUUUAAUAACUGAUGAGUGAGUUAUUGUCUUAGUCAAAACCAGUAUUUUUUAAAUUAAACAGUCUGUUUCUUUUUAAUUGUUGACUGGUGUCCUACAUUAUUAAAAAUGUAAUUUUUCAACUGGCCUAAGAAUGACCACCCUCGAACUCUCAUUCUUUUCCUCCCUGAAUAUACCACGUAACUUAACUUCCCUAGCCCUGCCAUGGUAGAUUUUGUAGUUCAUAUUAGCCUGUAUUAAGAAAACUCCAGAUCCAUAGUGUACAUUUACAUUUCAGAUUAAAUCCAUCACAUGUUACUUCCACCUCGUAGGAACUGAUCCAAAGCCAUAUCGUUCUGGAUCUAAACUGUCCUGAUGCUGAACUGAAUUUUGAAAAUCCAGGCAAAUCCCUCUCAUCUCAAUACUUUUAGGUGAGUUUUCCAGCUCUACUUUACACUUGUGCUACUCUCUCUGAGCUCACAUAUUGAAAGCUUUCUUCCUGCAUAUCUGUUUGUGUCAUGGCAGAUACGGUUGAACCAAAGUGGAAAAUAUGAGCUGUAAUUGGAAAAUAGUUUGUAUAGCUUUGCAGCAAUGCGUUCAAACCAUAUUUGAUUCAUUAAUUUCCAUCUUGGCCUCUUGACUGCUCUGUAGACCCCCUCCACGUCUCUCUCCUUGUCCACCUUUAGAUUGUAAGCUCCUCGGGGCAGGGCCUGCAGCUUUUCUGUUUGGAAAGCACCUGAAAUAUUACAAGUAUAAAAAGAAAUAAAUAAUAAGAAGAAUGGUGGAAUACCUUCAUAUCAUUUUUAUUAGGUAAACUCUUAGAGAGUUCUCUCUUCUACUGUGUGCUAAAAAUACCGUAAAGCAAUGGUGUCACAUGUUGUCACAAAGUUUUUUAUAUCCAAGUUAACAGUCAUUCUCCACCACUGAUUUCAGUUUCUCAUUCUUCAUCACGGUUUGUAACACUUUUGAGUCCUAAGCUUACUACCCUUUCACUAGCCCAAGUUCAAAAUAAACAGUGCUUACUCAAAAGGGCUUUCAAUACAUUCCAGCCACAUGGUUUCACUCCAGAUAAAAUGUGCCUGACCAGGGUAUUUGUAAUGCCAACAUCAUCAUUAUCAGAACAAGUUAACUACCACAGGUCUGACCUCUGUGUAUUAUUCUGCCAUCAUUAAAGCCUGUGCCUCCUGUGCAUGAAGUUCCCAACACCAUACAGUUAACCUGAAACAUCAGCCACACCAUCACAUGCCCACCCCACUGUGCUGGGCAUCAGUCUAAGUCUUGGAGUAGAUACAAGACAGAACAGUGAGUACAUCACAGGUGGGAAGGUUACUUAGUCAUAGGGACAUGAGGUUGCAUUGUGUAGCAAUAGGUGGUCAGUCUUCUGCUGCUUUUUUUUUUUAUAGCCGAAUACUGAAAUGUAGGUCUAUUAGAUAAAGCAUACUCAAAAUCAACAUUUGCUCUGUUUUUUGCUGUUCUUAAGCAUCAGAGCUUGACGCCAGUAAGGACUGAUGCCACUCCAUUUAAACUUAAUGGCAACUAAGUACCUCAUUCUGUGAAAUAUAUGAGCCCAAAAUAUAUCCUACAUUGAAAUGGUACUUUUAUUGCUUUGCAGGCAGCCAAAAAAAAUCCCAAACACUUCUCAUUGGAUGCCUCUCAGAGGACAUCUGUGCCAAGAAGGAUUUAGAGGUGCACAGAGCAAGGUUUGUAAUGCCAUGGUAGAGGCAUUAUUAAGCUUAGCAAAACUGAGCAUACUUUCUCCUCAAGAGAAAUAAAAAGUUCAAACCUACCUGUCCCUUCCUGCAGCUCCCAUUAGUGUCAGUAUAGGAGGAACCGGGAUAUAAACGCCUGUGAAAGACAGUCUUUUGAGGCAGAGUUUAAGAUCUUGAAAUGUUUCACAGAGCUAGAAAAUUGACUAAAUAAAAGGUGUUUAAUCGCAAUAUUAGGUUGUUUAGAAUGUUAAGAAAACUUUGUUUAGAACAUUUUUUAAAACUCUGCGUGCUUCAAUGGCCCUCAAGGGCACUGCAGAGGUGAGAGCCAUGCAUCACAGGGUUCAGACUGAAGGGUCCCGUGAGCCAGCUGCAGACCACAACACUAUCUAUAUGUGGUACAAUAUCCCCAGAGAGCAAGCCAGGUAGAUGCCUCUUCAGGGAGGAACCAUGGCUCUGCAGUUGGUUUUAAUCUUGCUUUCUUGGUCCAUAGAUUUGAGACCAUUACAUUGACUGGUGUGAGCUUAACACUUCACACAGCAUUCUUUUUUUUUUUUCACAGGUCAGGAUUUAAUGAGAAAUUCUAUGACUUUCAUAAUUUGAGUUUUUCUGUGAAUAAUUAGUGCCUAGUUACAGGAGAAUGUAUAUCUUCAACAUAGCUAUAGCUGUUGGGAGCUGUAAAAGGUGAAGUUUAUGGUAUUUGGGCACUCAAAAUUCUUCAACAGAAUGUUUGAUACAAGACUGUCUUUCUUAACAGCAUCCUUUGACUAAGCAGAACUCAUGAAAAACUCUUCCACUGCAUGGAAUCAAGGGUUAAUUCAUAAGAGCUUGCAUACUUUCUUCAAUGGAACUGAAAAAGCAAGAGUAGCCCCAGCUAUAUCUGUUUCAUAUGCUCAGCUUUUUAAGAAACCCAAGGCAUUAACAAUAAAAUCAUUCCAUAGAUUUUUAAACAUAGAUUUUUAUAAAAGUUCAUGGUUAAUGAGCAAGAUAAAAUAACCUUCUAGAAAUCCAUGUGUUUCAAUUCAACAGGUUAGUAAAAUGACUUUUUUCUCCUGUAAUAGCAAAUCUUUGCAGAUUGAAAUACUGUAUCCCUAAACUCCACUUGCCACUUAAGAAAAGAACAAAACAAAACCAAACCCUGCAACCCCCAAAAAACCCCACAGAGUUUUCAGAUUUCAGAGAUUCAUGAGGUUUUUUAGUAUAAUUAGUACCCUAAGAACAUCUGAAGGCAUUGAGCUAACCUUUUGUAAAUUCAAUGGACAGCACAGACUGAUCCUUAAGUGUGGCCAAGUGAGAAUAGUAACUUCAAAAUAACUCUAUCUGGUUAAUGAUUAAGCCUUUUAGUCUACAGAAUAGAGUUUACAAGUCAGGAGAUGCAUGCAUCACCAUUUUCUGAGUCAACAUGUCUCAAAUAAGUAUUCAAGCACAUUCAGAGAAACUCAUAAAGUCCUACACAAUUGUUCAUUUCUGCAGUAAUUUUCAUUCAUUUUUACUCCUCUAUUCUUCCCUAUCUGAUGUUUUGUUUUUACAGAGAAUGUGUUACUUCUCUAAUAAAGAUAAAUAUCUUACA